GGAAGGCAGGAGGCGGCGAUCCCGGCGGAGGGGGCCGUUCGCCAGCUCCGAGGCAGAAAGUGCCACGACUCCACACGCGCGCACGCAGCCAGCGAGCGGCCGGAGCGGACGGCGGACGGGGCGGACGGCGUCGGGGUCAGUCGCGCCUGCAGUUGCUUGUGGGCGGCUUCUCGGCGGAGGCUCAGCGGGCUCCUCUCUCCCGGUUCCGCGGCGGCGGCGGCUCCUGCCAUUUCGCUCUUCCUCCCGCGUCUCCGGCUGCAGGUGAAAGGAAAGCAAGCCAGGAUGGACAUUUACGACACUCAGACCUUGGGGGUUGUGGUCUUUGGUGGAUUCAUGGUUGUUUCUGCCAUUGGCAUCUUCCUGGUAUCCACCUUCUCCAUGAAGGAAACAUCAUAUGAAGAAGCCCUAGCCAACCAGCGCAAGGAGAUGGCGAAAACUCACCACCAGAAAGUGGAGAAGAAAAAGAAGGAGAAAACAGUGGAGAAGAAAGGAAAGACGAAGAAAAAGGAAGAGAAACCCAAUGGGAAGAUACCUGACCAUGAGCCAGCCCCCAACGUGACCAUCCUUCUCAAAGAUCCUGUGCGGGCACCCGCAGUGGCAGUGGCUCCAACCCCAGUCCAGCCCCCCGUGGUCAUUGCCCCUGUAGCCCCAGUACCAGCUGUGCCCCAGGAGAAGCUGGCCUCCUCCCCUAAGGACAAAAAGAAAAAGGAAAAAAAGGUGGCAAAGGUGGAACCAGCAAUUAGUUCUGUAGUGAAUUCUAUCCAAGUUCUUACCUCCAAGGCUGCCGUCUUGGAAACUGCUCCCAAGGAGGUGCCUAUGGUGGUCGUGCCCCCAGUGGGUGCCAAGACUGGUACCCCAGCCACCGGCACUGCACAGGGCAAAAAGGCAGAGGGAGCCCAGAAUCAGAACAAAAAGGCAGAGGGAACCCCUAACCAGGGCAAAAAAGCUGAGGGCGCUCCCAAUCAGGGCAAAAAGGCAGAGGGAGCCCCCAACCAAGGCAAAAAGGCAGAGGGGGCCCAGAAUCAGGGCAAAAAGGGAGAAGGAGCCCCAAACCAAGGCAAAAAGACAGAAGUGGCCCCCAACCAGGGCAAAAAGACAGACGGGGCCCCCAACCAGGGCAAAAAGGCAGAUGGGGCCCAGAAUCAGGGCAGAAAGGCAGAGGGGGCACAAAAUCAGGGCAAAAAGGCAGAGGGGGGCUCUAGCCACGGUAAAAAAGAGGAGGGGACCCCAAACCAGAGUAAAAAGGCAGAGGGGAGCUCCAAUCAGGGGAAAAAGGUGGAAGUGGUUCAGAAUCAGAGCAAAAAAGCAGAGGGAACCCCCAACCAGGGCAAAAAGGCAGAGGGGGCCCAGAACCAGGGUAAAAAAGUAGAGGGAGCCCAGAACCAGGGCAAAAAGGCCGAGGGUACCCCCAACCAGAGUAAAAAAGUAGAGGGGGCCCAGAACCAGGGCAAAAAGGUGGAAGGGGCCCCCAACCAGGGCAAAAAGGAGGGAACCCCAAACCAGGGAAAAAAGGCAGAGGGGGCCCAGAACCAGGGUAAAAAAGUAGAGGGAGCCCAGAACCAGGGCAAAAAGGCCGAGGGUACCCCCAACCAGAGCAAAAAAGUAGAGGGGGCCCAGAACCAGGGCAAAAAGGUGGAAGGGGCCCCCAACCAGGGCAAAAAGGAGGGAACCCCAAACCAGGGAAAAAAGGCAGAGGGGACCCCCAACCAGGGCAAAAAGGCCGAGGGGGCCGCCACCCAGGGCAAAAAGGAGGGUACCCCAAACCAGGGCAAAAAGGCCGAGGGGGCUUCCAACCAGGGCAAAAAGGCCGAGGGGGCCUCCAACCAGGGCAGAAAGGCUGAGGGGGCUCUCAACCAGGGCAGAAAGGCCGAAGGGGCCCAGAAUCAGGGCAAAAAGGCUGAGGGGGCCCAGAAUCAGGGCAAAAAGGCUGAGGGGGCCCAGAAUCAGGGCAAAAAGGCUGAGGGGGCCCAGAAUCAGGGCAAAAAGGCUGAGGGGGCCCAGAAUCAGGGUAAAAAGGCAGAUUCGGUUGCUAAUCAGGGCACAAAGGCAGAGGCUGUUGCAAGCCAGGGGAAAAAAGUAGAGGGAGGCCCCAAUCAAGGCAAAAAGACAGAGGGAACCCCGAACCAGGGCAAAAAGUCUGAAGGGUCCCCCAACCAGGGCAAAAAGGCAGAUACAUCUGCCAAUCAGGGUAAAAGGACAGAGUCAGCUCCUAUCCAAGGCAAAAAUACAGAUAUGGUUCAGAGCCAAGAGGCACCAAAGCAAGAGGCUCCUGCAAAGAAGAAGUCUGGUUCAAAGAAGAAAGGUGAACCUGUGCCCCCGGACUCUGACAGCCCUCUCUACCUCCCCUACAAGACUCUGGUCUCCACAGUCGGAAACAUGGUGUUCAACGAGGGUGAGGCCCAGCGGCUCAUUGAGAUCCUGUCUGAGAAGGCUGGAGUCAUUCAGGACACCUGGCAUAAGGCCACUCAGAAGGGUGACCCAGUCGCGAUUCUGAAACGCCAGCUGGAAGAGAAGGAAAAGCUGCUGGCCACAGAGCAGGAAGAUGCGGCUGCCGCCAAGAGCAAACUGAGGGAGCUCAAUAAGGAGCUGGCAGCAGAAAAGGCUAAGGCAGCAGCCGGGGAGGCCAAGGUGAAGAAGCAGCUCGUGGCCCGGGAACAGGAGAUCACAGCCGUGCAGGCGCGCAUGCAGGCCAGCUACCGGGAGCACGUGAAGGAGGUGCAGCAGCUGCAGGGCAAGAUCCGGACUCUUCAGGAGCAGCUCGAGAAUGGCCCCAACACACAGCUGGCCCGUCUGCAGCAAGAGAACUCCAUCCUGAGGGAUGCCUUGAACCAGGCCACAAGCCAGGUGGAGAGCAAGCAGAACGCAGAGCUGGCCAAGCUCCGGCAGGAGCUGGGCAAGGUCAGCAAGGAGCUGCUGGAGAAGUCAGAGGCUGCGAGACAGGAGGAGCAGCAGCGGAAGGCUCUGGAGACCAAGGCAGCUGCCUUUGAGAAGCAGGUCCUCCAGCUGCAGGCAUCUCACAAGGAGAGUGAGGAGGCUCUGCAGAAGCGCCUGGACGAGGUCAGCCGGGAACUGUGCCGCUCACAGACCAGCCACGCCAGCCUGCGGGCCGACGCCGAGAAGGCCCAGGAGCAGCAGCAGCAGAUGGCUGAGCUGCGCAGCAAACUGCAGUCCUCCGAGGCGGAAAUGAAGAGCAAGUGCGAGGAGCUGAGUGGCCUCCAUGGGCAGCUCAAGGAGGCCAGGGCUGAGAACUCACAGCUCACUGAGAGAAUCCGGUCCAUUGAGGCCCUCCUGGAGGCGGGCCAGGCCCGCAACACCCAGGAUGCCCAGGCCAGCCAAGCAGAGCAGCAGGCCCGCCUCACAGAGCUAGAAUCCCAGGUGCGACAUCUGGAGAAGGAGGCCACAGAGCUCAAGGAGGUGGUUGAGCAGCAGAAAGUAAAGAACAAUGAUCUCCGAGAGAAGAACUGGAAGGCCAUGGAGGCCCUGGCCUCGACUGAGAGAACCUGCGAGGAAAAGCUGCGCUCCCUGACCCAGGCCAAGGAGGAAUCCGAGAGGCAGCUCAGCUCAACCCAGGCUCAGACCAAGGAGGCCCUGCUGGCUCUCCUGCCGGCACUCUCAGACUCGGCACACCAGAGUUACACCGAGUGGCUGCAGGAACUCCGAGAAAAAGGCCCUGAGUUGCUGAGGCCGCUGCCAGCUAGCACAGAGCCCUCCUCGGACCUGACCUCCAAGCUUCGGGAGGCUGAGGAGACCCAGAGCAGUCUGCAGGCCGAGUGUGACCAGUACCGCACCAUCCUGGCGGAGACGGAGGGCAUGCUUAAGGACCUACAGAAGAGUGUGGAGGAGGAGGAGCUGGUGUGGAAGGCCAAAGUGAGCACCACAGAGGAGGAGCUCCAGAAGUCACGGGUCACAGUGACACAUCUUGAAGAGAUCGUAGAGAAGCUGAGGGCAGAACUUGAAAAUUCAGAUCAGGUGCGGGAACACACAUCACAUCUGGAAGCGGAGCUGGAGAAGCACAUGGCGGCCGCCAGUGCUGAGUGCCAGAGCUAUGCCAAGGAGGUGGCAGGGUUGAGGCAGCUUUUAUUAGAAUCUCAGUCUCAGCUGGAGGCAGCCAAGAGCGAAGCCCAGAAACAGAGCUGUGAGCUCGCCCUGGUCAGGCAGCAGCUGAGUGAGAUGCAGAGCCACGUAGAGGAUGGUGACGUAGCUGGGUCCCCGGCUAUCCCCCCAGCAGAGCAGGACCCCGUCGAGCUGAAGACGCAGCUGGAGCAGACGGAAGCCCUGCUGGGGGACGAGCAGGCACUGCGGCAGAAGCUCACCACCGAGUUUGAGGAGGCUCAGAGCUCGGCAUGGCGGCUCCAGGCAGAGCUGGAGAAGCUCCGCAGCACAGGGCCCUUGGAGUCCUCAGAAGCAGAGGAGGCUGUACAGCUGAAGGAGAGACUAGAGAAAGAGAAGAAGUUAACCAGUGAUCUGGGACGCGCUGCCACCAAAUUACAGGAGCUUCUGAAGAUGACCCAGGAACAGCUGGCAAAGGAGAAAGACACAGUGAAGAAAUUGCAAGAGCAAUUAGACAAAACAGAGGACAGUAGCAGCUCAAAGGAGGGCACUUCUGUCUGAGUCUUCCUCUGCGGGAAAAGAAGUUACUGUUCAAUUUACCAAAAUGCCUUACACAUUCCUUACAAAUAAAUAAACCGACCGACACAGCGUUAUCCAGGCCCAACUUCCAGUAGCUCUGAGAGAAGCCAUUAGAGGCGAAGAGUCUCUUAGAAUCACAGAACUAGAUCUUCCAGACUCCUGUUUGUAAAAGGAACCUUUGUCACAUUUGAUAAACACUAUUCCCCAGGACCAGCCCUGGACCAUCACCAAGCAGAUGCCAAAGCCUUUAUCAGCUCCGUGACAGACCCCAGGGUGUGUGCUGGGGAGGCUGGGGCCUCUGGGGACCCAUGUGUCAAUCAGUGCAAUUGUUUUCUCUCACUGGGCUGGGGACUGGGAGGGGGCAGGUGGGGCCGGGUGGAGAGUCUCAAAGGCUGUGGAACAGACUGGAGGGGCGCAGCCCAGCGAGGCAGCAGCCCCACAAUCCUGGGAGAAGUUGCCAGCAAGAACUGAUGUAUGACCUCCUGGAUGUUAAUGCCAUUAAAACCAACAUUGUCGCCCGGCA
Messenger RNA from Suricata suricatta (meerkat), 5152 nucleotides. RefSeq names its product ribosome binding protein 1 (gene RRBP1). The transcript is spliced from 25 exons. Gene Ontology annotation, biological process: protein transport. The coding region runs from base 283 to 4611 and encodes 1442 amino acids. Gene Ontology annotation, cellular component: endoplasmic reticulum membrane. The record is from RefSeq and is a predicted model, not a curated record. NCBI's taxonomy places the organism in Eukaryota, Metazoa, Chordata, Mammalia, Carnivora, Herpestidae.